Cryptotermes secundus is the source of this 2404-nucleotide messenger RNA. Its product is annotated as leucine-rich repeat-containing protein 15. NCBI's taxonomy places the organism in Eukaryota, Metazoa, Arthropoda, Insecta, Blattodea, Kalotermitidae. The transcript is spliced from 2 exons. The coding region runs from base 167 to 2242 and encodes 691 amino acids. The record is from RefSeq and is a predicted model, not a curated record. Gene Ontology annotation, molecular function: protein binding.
CGUCCGCCCGUCUUCCUUCAGUUUCAAGUUCGCCGCUUACAGCUCACUUGCAAGUAGAAUUUGCUGCAGUGUGUGUGACAUUUCAGUUAUACAGACACCAAUCAUUCGUUUUUGUUGAACGUGAAGACACUUUUUAUAGAUAAUACUAAGAAGGAUAUCCGUAAGGAUGACAGCGCUUCGGAAGGCUGCUCUUCUUGUCUUCGUCAGCCUCCUUUCGUGUUGCGUCCCUGAGGAAGCCUCGUGUCCUGCAGGACUCUGCACUUGCAAGCUCUUCGACAUCGACGGCGUCCCUCGGCUGCUGUCAUAUUGCACUAACGCAUCUCUUCACGAUGUUCCCCGUGGACUUGAUAACAGGACCACCGAUCUCGACUUAUCUGACAAUAAUCUCACACGACUCGAAAACCGAACGUUCAGCAAAAGAGGAACCCUCCAUCUGGCCAGAGUGUUUGUAAAUCGUAAUCACAUAGCAAGCAUGGACUCUGGUACCUUCAGGGAACUGACAUCACUCUCGGAGCUUCACUUGGAAAGUAACGUAAUAACCUCAAUAUUACCUGGUAUGUUUGGGGGUAACCCAGAACUCGUAAUCUUGAAUUUACGAAAGAACAGAUUGGCAUCUGUCCCUGUGGACAUUAUUACGCUCAAGAACCAUAUUCGAGAAUUGGAUAUUGGCGACAAUAACAUUAAGAAAGUGGACACAUAUUUGGUUCAAAGGUAUUAUCCGAAACUUCGGAGACUGGAUGUUAGUAGAAAUCGAAUCAGUCGCAUUUUCUCGACAUCUCCAGUAGAUAGCUCGACCCUUGAAGUUAUAGACGCAAGUUUCAACUAUAUUUCGGAAUUAGAUCCCAGUGCAUUAUCCAGUGUUUCAAACCUGAAGGAACUAAACGUGAGUAAUAAUAAAAUAAGCAAUCUGAGUCAAGAUAUAUUUGCUAAUAAUCCAGAGCUUGUAAAGCUGGAUGUCAGUAAUAAUCAUAUUGUCACCAUACAUCGGGACGCUUUCAGAAGGAAUCCAAAAAUCACAGAAAUAUAUGCAGGUUCUAAUGGUAUGACAUAUCUUCAUCCCGCUACAUUCAGUGGAAAUCCUCAGCUUACGAAAGUCACUGUCAGUUGGAACAAAAUUCAGGAUAUUAGUCCACAGACCUUUUAUAAUAACCCCAACCUCGAAUAUUUGGAUUUUAACAAUAAUAAACUCAAGGCAUUGAAUCCUGGUAUCUUCCAAAAUAACCCGAGUCUGAAAUCUGUUGACCUGAGCAGUAAUUCCCUAGUCACCAUCCACGAUACAACUUUUCAUCAUAACCCCAAGCUUGAACACCUUUUCCUCAGCAGGAACGAGCAUAUUCGUCUUCACAACGGAUUAAUAAUUCUUGCUUCUUCCUUGAAAGUAUUCGAUGCCCGUCAUUGCAAUCUGAGUUCCUUGCCUGCUAAUUUUUUCAAGAAUUCAACAGCCCUCCGCCAACUGCUUCUAGGCGGAAACAAUUUGACUUCUUUAGAUUGCGUUUCAAACAAUAACGAUGAUGACUACGUGGAUACGUUGACAAAAUUGCAAGUCAUAGACGUGUCUCAUAACCAGUUACAAACAAUUAAUGUCGAAGUAUUGAAGAAUAAAAUGACACAACUAGAAUCGCUUCGCAUUGAAGGUAACCCAUUUCUGUGUGACUGUAAGCUGCGAGAAGCUUGGCUGUGGUCCCAAAAAAUGGGUAUAAUCCCACCACAGCCUCAGAUUACGUGCACAGAUAUGCAAUGGAGAUCUGUUCCAUGGGAUGACGUGCAGGAUUUGAAUUGCAGCGAUGAAUCACUUACAGAAGAAUCAACUUCCGCAGUAACAGGCACGCACACCAUAAAUACAAGUGCCGUGCCGUAUCAUUUGAAUUCUAGCCAUGAAUCACGAACAAAAGAAUCAACAACAGUAAGAAUGACUCUUACAGGAGAAUCAACUUCCACAGUAACAGGCACGGAUAGCAAUUUAAAUAAUAAACCGCAGUAUGUUGACUGGCAAAAGAGUAGUGAUAUUUCGAAGAUUGUUUUACAAGUGGAAAAACAUGAUAAUUCGGCUCAUAAAGAGCGUAGCAAUAAGAUUCUAUUUACUUCGCUCUUCGUAGCGCUGGGUAUUAUACUUGUUAUGCUUCUGGCGGUGUUCCUGAUGAGAAAAAGGUGUGGGAAAUAUAAAGUAUCCAAGACCACUAAUGGCAUGAAAAGCAAUAAUUCCCCUUCUAGCCUCCAAGUCAGUGGUGCCCCAGCAUUGUAGCUUGAGUGGCGGAUAGGUCGACGUGUAUGGUAAACGGAUACAUAGAUUUGGAGUCGCCGUACAGUAAACUUGAUUAAGCAUCAUAAUGUAAGUAAAGCUAUCCCCGUAACAGGCCAUGAAGGCCCAUAGGGUUGUGAGACGUUGAGGGUCCCACAUUAUCUA